This is a messenger RNA of Engraulis encrasicolus (European anchovy), 2024 nucleotides long. RefSeq names its product beaded filament structural protein 2, phakinin (gene bfsp2). Gene Ontology annotation, cellular component: cytoskeleton; intermediate filament. Gene Ontology annotation, molecular function: structural molecule activity. Gene Ontology annotation, biological process: intermediate filament organization. Bases 542 to 1858 code for a protein of 438 amino acids. The transcript is spliced from 8 exons. Lineage: Eukaryota; Metazoa; Chordata; Actinopteri; Clupeiformes; Engraulidae. The record is from RefSeq and is a predicted model, not a curated record.
UGGACCUCAUCAUAAGCCUCCCAACGCCCCUUUGGCCUCAUCAUAAUGCUGCCAACGCCCUCCUUAGUAUUACAAAAGGAAAUAAACCAACGCUCUCCAAUGGCAACUAAGCACCGCCCCCUCUUAACUGUAUCCUUCUCAACGCCCCUCUAGGGCUCCCCAACGCCCCCUGGGGAGCUGUAGAGCCCCCGUUGAGAAACACUACUGUACGGCUUCAUAGAGCUUUCCUGAGAAGGCCACAGUGCUGAGGCAGCCGAAAACAACCCCAGCCCCAAUGCACAAUGGCCAGCGGCCGUGUCCCCCGUGUGACAAUGGCAUUCCGAAACAACCAGGGAACACAAACAAAGGCCCCUGUUUUCCAGAAGCUCUGUGCGCCAUAAAGAGGCAGGUACUGGGAGGCAAAACCGUUUAGCUGAUCGCUGGGCAGAGCCGGGCUUUACUGUGAGCAAUGUACACUGGUGAGUAGUUUACCAUCACUACCACCGCCGCCACCAUCAGUAACACCACCUCCAUCUCCAGUGUCACUGCUGCGCAACCAGCCAUGCCUCUCGUGCGACGCCGAUCCUCCCUCCUGGGACAGACCGCCGCCGACCGCCUCGGCGCCGGAGUGACCAGGGCCACCAUGGGCGUCACCGGAGCUCCGCGGGGUGUGUUUGUGACCUCCUCCCCCGGCGGCGCCGACAUCGCCAGCUCCCUGGGGGCGCGCGUGUCCCGCCGGGCCCUGGGCAUCAGCAGCGUGUUCCUGCAGGGCCUGAGGAGCACCAGCGUCCCCGUGGUGCCCCAGCCCGGCGACAGGGGCCACCAGUCCAGCUUCGACACCCUCAACGUCUGCCUGCUGGAGUACCGCGACAAGGUGCGCGCCCUGGAGCAGCUGAACCAGCAGCUGGAGGAGCAGAUCAGGCACUGCCUGGACCGCAAGGCCUCCAGCGCCGAGGCCUGGGCCGCCCUCAGGGGGGACUGGGAGGACGUCUCUACGCAGGUGACAGAGGCCAUCUUGGAUAACGCCCGCCUCAUGCUACAGGCCGAGAAUAUGCAGGCCAAUGGCGAGGACUUCAAAGAAAGGUAUGAAAAUGAACAGCCCUUCCGCAAAGCAGUGGAAGAGGAAAUCAGCUCUCUGUACAAAGUGAUAGACGAUGCUAAUCUGACACGAGUGGACCUGGAACUCCAGAUUGAAUCUAUGAAGGCUGAGCUGAGUGAUCUGGCCAGAAACCAUGAAGAGGAUGUGAGGAUGCUGUAUAACCAGAUGGCCGGCCGUGAGGUGGAUGAACCCGACGCUCCCAUAGAGACCAACCUGGAGCAGAUUCUCGCCUACAUCCGCUCCCACUGGGAGAAGAUCAUCGAGAGGAACCGGGCUGAGACCGACGCCUACCAAGACUGCAAGCAGGCCACCACCCUGGGCAGUGAGCUGAGCCGAGAGGAGAGAGAGCUGGAGAGACUGAAGACUGAGUGCAACGACGCCGCCUGCAAGAUCCAGAGCCUCCAGGCCGAGACUGAAUCCAUGAGAGCGCUGAAACGAGGCCUGGAGAACUCCAUGACUGAUGCCAAGCACUGGCACGACAUCGAGCUCCAGAACCUGGCCUCCGUCAUCGGGAAGCUGGAGUCCGAGCUUACCGAGGUCAAGUCCGACAUCGAGCGCCAGCGCCAUGACUACGAGACGCUGCUUAGCAACAAGAUGAAGCUCGAGCAGGAGAUCAGGUCCUACCACGGCAUUCUGGAUGGUGAAGAGUGCAGAUACAACCCAGGAAGGUAUGCUGGGGGCUCCUGUGAUCCUGAGGGUGGAUCAGCACCCGCUCCUCCCCAUGACCAUCCUGAGGGCGUUUACCCUCCUGAAGGAUUUCUGCUUGAAGAUGCCAUGUAAUGUAUGCUUUACUGCAGUGAGAGAUGAUGGCAGUGGCACUGGAGAGAGAGACGACCCAAGGAUUUAAAUUGACUAUGUUCACACAUCAACAUCUGUCUGGGCCUGAGGAACACACUGCUUGCUCUUAAUUUGCCAAUGAAUUUACAAAUAAAAUCCUGAAAAGCAA